Messenger RNA from Labrus mixtus (cuckoo wrasse), 1050 nucleotides. RefSeq names its product ribosomal protein L5a (gene rpl5a). Gene Ontology annotation, molecular function: structural constituent of ribosome; 5S rRNA binding. Bases 233 to 979 code for a protein of 248 amino acids. The transcript is spliced from 7 exons. Gene Ontology annotation, biological process: ribosomal large subunit assembly; translation. Gene Ontology annotation, cellular component: ribosome; cytosolic large ribosomal subunit. NCBI's taxonomy places the organism in Eukaryota, Metazoa, Chordata, Actinopteri, Labriformes, Labridae. The record is from RefSeq and is a predicted model, not a curated record.
UAUCUUUUGUUUUAGUACGUUUUACUGUGCUCCCUUUCUGCUACAGCUCAGCGUGGUAACAUAGUGACUCUGCUCUUCCUCUCAGGGUUUCGUCAAAGUGGUGAAGAACAAGGCCUACUUCAAGAGAUAUGAAGUCAAAUUCAGGAGAAGAAGAGAGGGGAAAACUGACUUCUUUGCACGCAAGCGGCUGGUUGUGCAGGACAAGAACAAGUACAACACCCCAAAGUACAGGAUGAUUGUCAGGUUCUCAAACAGGGACAUCUGCUGCCAGAUUGCCUAUGCAAAGAUCGAAGGAGACCAGAUUGUGUGUGCUGCUUACUCUCACGAGCUGUCCAAAUAUGGUAUCACGGUUGGCCUUACUAACUAUGCUGCGGCCUACUGCACUGGACUGCUGCUGGCUCGACGGUUGCUGCACAAGUUUGGCAUGGACCAGGUGUACGAGGGCCAGGUGGAGGUGACAGGAGAUGAGUAUAACAUUGAGAGCAUAGAUGGACAGCCGGGCGCCUUCACCUGUUACCUCGAUGCAGGCCUGGCCAGAACAACCACGGGGAACAAGGUGUUCGGUGCGCUAAAGGGGGCUGUAGACGGAGGACUGGCUAUCCCUCACAGUAUGAAACGUUUCCCCGGUUACGACGUGGAGAGCAAAGAGUUUAACGCAGAGGUGCAUCGAAAACACAUCAUGGGCAUGAACGUGGCAGACUACAUGUCGUAUCUGAUGGAGGAGGACGAGGACGCCUACAAGAAACAGUUCUCCCGCUUUGUCAAGAACGGAGUCACGCCAGAUACAGUAGAAGAAAUGUACAAAAAAGCACACGCCGCCAUCAGAGCGAACCCCGUCCACGAAAAGAAACUCAAAAAAGACAUCAAAAAGAAGAGGUGGAAUCGCGCCAAGUUAUCUCUGGCACAGAGGAAGGACCGCGUCGCUCAGAAGAAGGCCAGCUUCUUACGAGCACAAGAACAAGAAGCAGGGGACGGUUAGGGGACUCGCCACAGCGCUCUGCUGCCAUACACAACACACAUUACAGACAAAUAAAUUUAUUUCAAACUCAA